Amborella trichopoda is the source of this 3182-nucleotide messenger RNA. RefSeq names its product pentatricopeptide repeat-containing protein At3g49740. Gene Ontology annotation, biological process: RNA modification. The record is from RefSeq and is a predicted model, not a curated record. NCBI's taxonomy places the organism in Eukaryota, Viridiplantae, Streptophyta, Magnoliopsida, Amborellales, Amborellaceae. Gene Ontology annotation, molecular function: RNA binding; protein binding.
UGUUGCUUGCCACUUUCUUUCGGGGAUGUGGUCUUGAUGGUGUAGAUUUUCAUUUUGAUGUUGCAAAUUUCAAACCCAAAUAGGAGAACGAGGAAGCCCCGUUUCCCCAUUUAUUUUCACUCAUUUUUCUCCAAUUAAUUUUCCUCUCCGCUCUCUCUCUCUCAACAAUUACCUUCAAGUAGUGAUUGAUGAGAUUUUCUUAGGCGAGUCUAUGAUGUAUUUUUUUUAUUUUUUAUUCUUUAUGGCAUGAUUGGUAGAAGAUUGCUAUGCUUCAGAGCUUGGCCAUGAGUUUGAGGAGGAGCUCAACCUUUAAUGGCAUAAAAUUUGCAAUAAAAAAGGAGAAUACAGUGUUGCAUAUUCAUACAUAAAGCGUUGCAGCCUUCAUAUUGAAGCAACUCUAUCUCUCUUUCUCAUAUUGAAUUAUCAACCAUGCCCAAUCCCAUAACAACCCAAUCAAACCAACAUGAUCAAACCAAUAAACCCCAAAAAUCUUGUCCUCUUAAUCCGCCUCAACUCCCUGAUCUCCAAACUCACCCACUUGAACCACAACACAGAGGCCCUUCACCUCUUCUCUCUCCACCCAAAACCUGAUCAGUACACCAUUGCUUCGGCCCUCUCUGCAUGCGCAAAUCUCCAAAAUUCCGUCGCCGGGAAACAGCUCCAUGCACAUGCAACAGUGGCCGGAUUCCGGCCAAAUCUCAACCUCUGCAACUCUCUCCUUGCUUUUUAUGCAAAAUGCUGUGACCCCAAUUCGUCUCACCAAGUAUUCGAUGAAAUUACCAAACCAGAUGUGUAUUCAUGGACUACCCUUCUCUCUUCUUAUACCAAAUGUGGUAUGGUACAUGAAGCUUGCAAGAUUUUUGAUCGAAUGCCUGAGACAAAUGUUGUUUCUUGGAAUGCUAUCAUUAAUGGCUGUGCUGAACAUGGGCAUGCAGACACUUCUUUGCAAUUUUUUCGUGAAAUGCGAAGCUCCGGUAUUAGUCCUGAUCGGUAUACUUAUGCAAGUGUUCUGAGCUUGUGUUCCUGUGAGGAGAUGGUGAAUUUGGGGAUGGUGACCCAUGGUUUGGUAAUUCGAUCUGGGGUUCUUUUGAAGGUUUCAGUGGUGAAUUCUUUGGUAUCAAUGUAUUUGGGUUUCGGCUUGAUUGAAGAGGCUUACUGGCUUUUUGAGGAAGCUCUGGUUCGUGAUGACAUCACCUUUAAUGGAAUGAUUUCUGGUUUGGUUGAUCAGGGGAGAAACGUAGAGGCUUUAAUGGUGUUUAAGGAUAUGCAAAUUGGCCCAUGGAGGCCUUCUGAUCUUACUUUUGUUAGUGUUUUGAGUGCUUGCUCUUCUACAAAAAUGGUCACAUUGGGGGACCAGGUCUAUGCUCUGGUUACAAAAUCUGGUUUGGGAAGCUCAAUUCCAGUUUGCAAUUCAGCCAUUACCAUGUAUUCUAGUUGCCAAGAUUUGCAGAAAGCUUAUUGCCUUUUCAUGGAAAUGACGGACAAGGACUUAGUCUCUUGGAACUCCAUUAUCACUGGUUUUUCCCAGCUAAAUUGCCACCUAGAAUCAAUCUCAUUGUUUCUGCAAAUGCGAAGGUUAGGUGUUCAGCCUGAUGAAUUCACUCUCGGUACUCUUUUUGCUGGUGCCAAUUUCUUAACCCCAGAAUUUGCCAAAACAAUUCAGGCCUUCGCAUCUAAAUAUGGGUUUCUUCCGAGAACCACAGUCUAUAAUGCAUUAGUUAGUGCAUAUAUGAAACUGGGCAAGUUAGAGGAAGCUCAGCGAGUCUUUCAUGAAAUUCCUGAGAAAAAUUUGAUCUCUUAUAAUGCAAUCAUCUCAGGGUUUCUGCAGAAUGGGCUUCCCAUCGAGGCCUCUGCGCUGUUUUAUCAAUUGCAGGGCUCAAAAUUGAAACCCAAUUCUCUAACUCUAAACCUCUUUCUCAACAUUUGUGCAAGCAAGUCAUCUCUAGCACAUGGGAAAGAAGCUCACUCCUAUAUUCUGAGACAUGGGCAUGAAUCAGAGACUAUACUAAACAACGCCCUUAUAACGAUGUAUGCAAAAUGUGGUGCAUUAACCACUUCUCGAAGAGUUUUCGAUGAGAUUCUAGAGAGAGAUUUGGUCACUUGGAAUGCUAUGAUUUCAGGUUAUGCCCAACAUGGGCAUGGAGCGGAAGUCAUAGCUUGCUUCGAGGCCAUGCAGAACGAGGAAGUAAAGCCUGAUUGUGUUACUUUCACAUUGCUUCUCACUGGCUGUAGCCAUGCUGGGUUAGUGGAAGAUGGGUUGAGGAUUUUCUCUCUCAUGGUAGAGAGAUACAGGAUCGAACCUGGGUUAGACCACUAUUCAUGCGUGGUGGACCUUUUGGGUAGAGCGGGUCGGCUCCAAGAGGCUGAAAAUUGCAUAAGCAGCAUGCCGUUCGAGGCAGAUUCAUGCAUAUGGUGGGCUCUUUUGAGUGCUUGUAGAGCUCAUGGUGAUGUGAGGCUUGGAGAAAUUGCAGCGAGUAAUUUGAUGGAGAUGGAGCCCGAAAACCCAGCAGUUUAUGUGUUGUUAUCCAAUAUAUAUGCAGGAGCAGGGAGGUGGGACGAGGCAGCAGAGGUGAGGGGGUUGAUGACGGAGAAAGGGGUGGUGAAGGAGCCAGGGUGCAGCUGGGUUGAUGAAAGAAGGGUAGAUGGGAGAGAGACUAGUAGUGAAGGAGCCAGGGUGCAGCUAGCUUGAGGGGUUAGAUGAGAGAGACAGGAGUAGUGAAAGAGCCAGAGCAUGCAGCUACGUCAGUCUAAGGGGCAAUAGACUGGGCCUGGACCCUCCAGUGCUGGCCCGGUGCCCUAUAGGCUCGGUCCAGGCCUGCUCCAGGCCUGCUAGGCGGCACCACCACCAGUAAUUUUAAUGGUUCAGGCUGGGCCAAGCCAGGCUGGGUCUAUAACAAAUUAACAUUUUUUUAAGUACAACAAAGAAAAAGGUGGGGCCGUGCCACAGGGGCUCUGGCCCAGGUCCUGCCUGGUCGACCAUCUUGCCAAGCUGUCAUGCCCGGGCUCGGGCUGUUCUGAACAGGGCCGUACUGUCCAGCCAAUUGCGACCCUUAUUGAGGGGAUUGAUGAGAGAAUUGGGGGUGGAAGGAGGGGGUUAUGUUGUGGCUGGGUUGCCCAUUGGCUUUCGUGCUAGCCGUUGCAUGUUGCUUUCGGGCUGCAGUUUGCUGGGCACUAAUGCACUC